This is a messenger RNA of Medicago truncatula (barrel medic), 1930 nucleotides long. RefSeq lists its product as uncharacterized. Bases 776 to 1423 code for a protein of 215 amino acids. The transcript has 4 exons. Lineage: Eukaryota; Viridiplantae; Streptophyta; Magnoliopsida; Fabales; Fabaceae. The record is from RefSeq and is a predicted model, not a curated record.
UUCAAUUUGACUAUUUUUUAUGAAUUUUGGUAAUAAUGAUGAGGGUUAUUUCUCUAGGGUUUGUUUUUAGGUUAGGUUGAUUCUGCAUUGAACAAGGUUGGUUUGAAAAAUGUGAAUGUUACUCACAUUUUGACCGUGGCUUGUAAACUUCCACCUGCACAUCUUGCAGAUUUCAUCUAUAAAGUUCUAUAUGUUGCUGACAGAGAAACUACCAACUUAAAACAACAUUUCAAUGAGUGUUUUGAUUUCAUCGACGAAGCCAAAAGAAAUGGUGGACAUGUUUUGGUUCACCGUAAAAUGGGAAUAUCGAGGAGGUUUUCUCGCUAUCUCACUUCUUCACAACAUUGUUCACGUCCUUCCUGCUAACUUAGACUGCGGCUGCUUCUCUAUUUGUCAGGUAACAAUUUCGAUGCUUUUUUCUUCGUCUCACUUCUCACGUCAUACUCAUACCCUGCUACUUCUCUUUUACACAUGCUACUGCUUUCUUUGUUUAAUAAUAUUUUUUUUGCCAAUGUUUGUUUACUCUUACUUUUUCAUUCACUUUUGUCUUAUGUUUAUUGUGUGUUCCUUCAAUAGAGAAUCACGUAUUUGUUAAAGUUCAAAAGCCACCUAUUUUUAUUCAUCUUUCAUACAUUCUUUUCUUUGAUUUUUGUUUUAUUCCUAUUUUAUGUAUGUGUAAAAAAUAAAUUAAAAAUGUAUUUUUUGAUUCAUUUAUUUUAUAUAGUAUUUUUUUCUUAUAUUUAAUUUUUUAAUUGUCUUUCUUUAUGUAGUUGAAAUGGAUGAUGAACAUGUUUUUCAUUAUCUUCUUUUAUGGAGGAUGUAUAUCCAUAUUUUGGCAAUAUAUGCUGCUAGUUUUUUUUUCUUGAAUUUCAUUUUGAGGGAUGAAUAUGAGAGAAGAUCUUUGAAUGAAAGAGCUUUAACUAGAUAUGAGUCAAGGAGGGAUAUUUUGGACUCUAUCAUCAAUGCAAGUGAUUCUCAUUGCAUAUGGGAACUAAGAAUGUGUAGAAAUACAUUUGCACAUCUUUGUGAGGUUUUAAGGGUACGAGGAGGAUUAGUGAAACUUAGACAAGUGACAGUUGAAGAGAAAGUUGCUGUAUUUUUAAAUGUACUCGCUCAUCACACAAAAAAUAGAAGUAUUCAAGUUAGAUUAUCUAGAUCAGGACAAACGAUAAGCAAAUACUGUCAUAGAGUGUUGGCUGCAGUUUUGAGGUUAUGUAAUGAUUUACUUGCCAAACCUGAACCAGUACCUCAAGACUGCACUGAUGAAAGAUGGAAGUGGUUUAAGGGAUGCUUAGGGGCUUUAGAUGGAACUUAUAUAGCAGUUACACCAAGUGCUUCUGACAGACCUAGAUAUCGUACGAGGAAAGGUGGUCUUGCAACAAAUGUUUUAGGUGUUAUAGGCAUGCUCGGGCAAGGAAUGUAAUAGAGAGAUGUUUUGGCCUAUUGAAGAAACGAUGGGCUAUUUUAAGAAGUCCAUCAUUUUAUCCCAUUAGGACACAAUGUCAAAUGAUACUUGCUUGUGGUUUAUUGCAUAACUUCAUCCGCAUGCACAUGGCAUCUGAUCCAGAAGAAUCUGCUCCAUUAGCAGAAGAUGAGUUACAUGUGGGUGAGGAACCCAUUGAUGUAGUGGAAACUAUUGAACCCAGCAGCCAAUGGACUCAAGGGAGGGAUGCACAUGCACAACAAAUGUUUAAAGAAUUUAGGAAUAGACAUAGGCAAUAAAGAUAAAGUAUUUUAUGGAUAUGGAUCUUUCUUUAGAUUUUAUUUUCUCUGUGGUAUGAAUGAAGUGUGAACUUACUAAAAUGUGAUUGUCAUGUUCAUUUAGUUUUUGUUUUCUUCAUGAUAUGAAUGAAGUGUGAACUUAUUAAUAUGUGAUUGUCAUUAUCCUUAUUGAACUUAUUAAUAUGUGAAUGUCACAACCUUUUGAUUU